CUGCGUUCAGUACGAUUUCGUUCGUGCGGCGGGCAACUCGUGCAAAUGCGAAAAUAAAUAACAAACGCGGCGGCAUUAUCAGUGAUCGACAGUACAGCGAUCGGCGGAUCGGCGCAAAGCGCGCGUAAAUAGAGAAGAAUAUAAGUCAAGAGGAUUGAUAAAAAGCGUACAGAAAGCGAAUGACGUGAAAAGUGUGAGUGUGGGGGCGUUGUGUAAAAUGAAAGAUUAAAAAGUUCAGAGAAAAGCGCUUACGGCGGGAGCAAAUCACAUAACCGUAACGGUAACAGUUUUGACAGGAAAAACGCAGGAAAAAGUCACAAAAGCAGCGCCACAAAUCCCAGCUAAAAAUAGUCCGCAGAGAGAUAAAAAAUCACUCUGACAUUUUUGUUUGUGGCUUCGUUCGCUUUUUUACAACAAACUCACGUGUCUAACGACACUUUGACAACAGAGAUACAAAUCUGUUUGGGAAGCUGAGCACGUGACCACCAAUUAAUGAAUGAGACAGCACCAGAGAAGAUAGAGCGAGAGAGGGAUAGGGGAGAGUGCGAGCGAGAUAAGUGAUAACGUCGCGAAGAAAGAAAUCCCGAAUCUUAUGCAAAUCGAGCGAGAAAAAGUGAAACGCAAAAUAUCAAGUUUAAAAGUCAAGAGUCACAAACGAAAUUAAAUAAACAAUGCUUUAAAAGUUCAAAGCUUCAAAACACAAAUGUUAAUUGUGGAGCAAAUUAAAAGCAGAGCUAUACAAUUACACGUUUAGCAAACGGAAAUAAAUUAAAUCCAUAUAUAAGGUGAAAAGACGUGGAAUAUCGGUCACACCUCCUAACAAGUUAAUAAUAUGUAUCAUGCACUACAUACAUAAUAAUCCUUAAAAGUAAACACUUAACAAAAUAAAUAAAAAAACAAAAGCAAUACAAUUACAUCUACUUCGACUUUUUCUAAACGAAAGACAAAUUGACAACACAAUUAGUGUCACUUUACUUAGUUAGUCGGGCAACAAUCAACGGGGAAAAAACAAAAAGCAGCCAGCAGUGCGAAAGAGACAGAAGCGGAUCGCCAGAGAGAGAGGGCAAAUCGAAUCGGUUGACGACGGCGGAGGUUUGACAAUAUGUUGAGCCCCCAUAAUGAAGGAAAUUGAUACGGAGACAACAGUAGUAUGGCCAGCCUGGUGUUAUUCCGGUAACGCACCCACCGACAUACUGCAGCAGAAGCCAGCCAAGGCCACCACCGCCAUUGUGGGCGGUCGCAGCGCAGCCCAACCGGCGAACCACGAGGACCAGCAAGCGGCCACAACGUCCACGUCCGCCAAGACAGCCACCAAGCGGAAGCAUCUCGAGCGGCUGGCCAGCGAUCUGCAGCGGCAGCUGGGUCAAAAGGGCACGUGCAGCAGGAGCAGCGGGAGCAUCAGGAGUCGCUCGGUUAGCCCCUGUAGAUUCCCCACCGUUGCGGAAACGGCCAAAAUGCUUAGUGAGCGAUCGCUGCUGCUCAGCGGUUAUGGGGCCAUCGAGAGCAGUGCCAAGAAGCUAAGCGAAGCGGCCACCGGUGGAGCGGGUGGUGUUGGAGGUGGUGCGGCUAGUCAGGCCGCCACGCCCACGCCCACCGCCCAUCUGGGAGCACCGGCCUCCUCAGCCUCCUCCUCCUCAUCGUCGUCCUGCUCCACCGCAACCACGGCGUGCACCACCAAUGCAAAUACCGCAUCGAUGGCUGCUGCCUAUGCCGCUCUGUAUUUGGAAAAGGUCAAGCAUGAGAAGUUGUCGCCGCUGCAGAUGGACAAUCAUAAGGAUGCGCCGAUGGUCACCAUACACAAUAACAACAACAACAACACCAUCAACAACAACAACAGCAGUGGCAACAGCAACAGCAUUAGCAACCAUCAAUCGAGUCAGCAACAACAGCAGCAGCAGCAGCAUCUGGGCCACAGCGUCAAAAGGGAGCGGCUCAGUCCAGGGAGCAACAGCAGCAGCCACAACGGCGAACUCACCGUCAGCUCAUUUGCCAGAUCUCGCAGCGCCACGCCCUCCUCGUCAUCGUUUCGAGGCGGUGGUGUCUCACCCAGCCAGCAACAGCAACAACAACACUCCCAGCAGCAACAACGCUUAAGUCCGCCCAGUGGCCCAUCAACGGCAACAACAACCACUUCAACAUCAGCAGCAGCAUCCGCCACACACAUGCCGCUGCACAAUUUGUCAACGAAUUUGCUAAAUAGCAUUCAGCAGGCCGCCAGUCAGCAGCAUCGCAGCAACAGCAACAGCAGCAACAUCAGCGGCAGCAGCAACGCCGCAAAAACAGAGGGCGGUGCCGCAUCGAAUGCCACGGAUUUCUCCACCCGCAACUAUUCGGACAUUAUGCGAUGCCUGGCGGCCAAGUACAACAACACAAAUCCCAAUGACAACAAUGCAACACGUCGCAAUUCCUACUACGACAGCAGCAACAGUGGCAGCACUUCGACGACAACAGCCACUGGAGGAGGCGGAGGAGCAGCUGGUGCCGCAACCUCUGGCAACCCAGGCACCUCCCUCAAGUCCGCCAGCGGCACCACCGGCAACAGUUGCACCACCGCCACUGCCAAGAAGCUCUCACCAUCGGCCACCUCAGUUGCGAAUGCGGCUGCCGUCAGCCUGCCCAAGGAGACCAAAGUGAGUGGGGCCGGUGGUGCAGGUGUGGGUGGUGCCUCGGCCACUGGCGGUGGCUCGUCCCUCUCGCAGCUGGGCCCACCGCCCGCCGCCCCCUCGCCCACGGAGCAGGCCAAGAGCCAAAUGGCCGCCGUGGUGGCAGCAGCGAGUGUCUCGCCGUUUAUGACCAACUUUCUGCCCUUCUCGUCCGGCAUUUUUCCGCCGCUGAUAGACAUGAGCAGCACCCAGGCGCUACUGACCCUGGCGCGUGCUGUCAAAGAUGCCGAAAUCCAGGAGAUUCUGCGCACCAAGCAGCAGCGCUCCGGUUCGAAUGCAUCGUCGCCGAGUGCGAGUGCGGCGGGCACGCCACGUUCCAGUUCCACUCUGAAUGCCGCACUGCAUCAGGCUGCCCAAUUUGUUACACCCGCUCUGAUCUACUCGGCCCAGCUGCAACAGCAGCAGCAACAGCAGCAGCAGCAGCAGCAGCAACAUCAACGGCAGCAACAUCACGCUUCGCGGCAGUCUAGUCCACGUUCCACCAACGAUUCCUCGACGGUGGCGCCCAUCGGUGGUGGCUCCUCGAUUGCGUCGGCGGCGCCAUUGGAUUUGAGCUCCCAGCCGCCGGCCGCCAAGCGUUUUAAGGCCGAGCGUCGUGCCAGCUCCACCGCAACGACGGCAACAACAGCGACCACGGGCUCAUCCACAUCCACGUCCACACCAUCCCCGCCACCGUUGCCGCUGGAGCAGCACGACGAUAUCAAUUCUGGUAACGCCAACGCGGGCAUAGGCACGGGUUUGGACGCGGGCGGGGGAACAGGAACGGGAGGAGAGAGUUCGGGAUCGGGAUCAGGAGCCGGAACAGGAGUUGGCAAGGCCCGACGACGGUGUCAGGCGCAGAGCGAGGAGGUUAACUCCUGGUCGGUGGACGAUGUGUGCGGCUUUGUGGGCGGAAUUGAUAUAUGCGCCGAAUACGUUCAGUCGUUUCGUGAUCAGUCCAUCGAUGGCACUGGCCUGCCGCUCUUAACCGAAGACCACUUGGUUAACUCGCUGGGCAUGAAGCUGGGGCCGGCUCUCAAGCUGCGCUCCAUAUUGGCGAAGAAAUUGGGCGGGCCGUGCCCGUGUGUUGCAUGCGUUGCGCAGGCGCAACAAAUGCUGGCACUGCAAACGGGUGGGGCAGCACCAGGAGCAGCAGCAACACCAGCAGCAACGGCAGCAGCAGCAGCAGCAACAACAGCAGCAGCAGGAGCAGCCGCAACUAGUUGCAGCAUCAAGUCGGAGAUCUUUAAUGGCGGCAGCAACGGCAGCAGCAGCAGCAGCAACAGCAACAGCAAUCAGGGCAGCGAUAUGGCCGGUCCACCAGCAACAGCCAGUUCGCCCAACAGCAACAUGUUGCUGCCAGUGUUGCCGUGCAGCGGACUGCACGACGCCAGCUAGUUAUCAGCGGACCCCAUAAAUAUUUAUGCUAAAUGAAUUGCAUUUCAACUGCAAAAUUGCUGUACCAAAUGAGCUUUCAAAAAACAAAAAAUCACACACACAAACACACAAGCAAAUCGGAUUGGAGACAAUACCUAUUGUAUAAAUUAAACAAUAAUUAUGUAAUUUAAUGGCUAGCUAAAGUUGUAAACUUUAAGUGACAACAACAAUAAUCGCAAAGUCUUCCAUUUGCACAUACACAAAUCAUAUUUGUAUAACAUUAAUCAAUUUAUUAGUCAAUUUAAUGAGAGAGUUUUCGUUUACGUACUUAAGUGCAAAGCGCAAUUUGCAUUGAUUUUAUUUAUUUCUAUGACUUUUUUCGUUUUUAACUGCUAGUCAGUAAAUAUAUAUUUAAUAGAAUUCCGCGAAAUGUGAAGCAAACUUAAAAAUUCAAUUUUAUUGUUUUGCAAAUCGAAGUAAAAGGCUAUUUAUUUUUAUAUAUCCUACGAUACGGCAGAAUUGUUGAACCCCCAAUGCUUUGUUCAGAUUUUAUUAAUUUAUGUUUACAUUUUCCGCGGCCAUUGCACAAAGGAAUUCAAAAUUCAACUUUAAGAACUAUGCAUCCUUUUAAGAGCUCCAAGACUUGAAACACACACACACACACCAUACACAAAUGAAAACAACAAGAAACAAGCAAAUAGAAAACGUAUUUUUUAGCUCCAUUGUACAUAUUGUUUAUUUAAUUAGUUGUAAGACAUUUAGAGAGACACAAAAACAUUUUCUAACACCUAGGCGGUAUGCAAUGAACUUAAAGAAGCAGUAGCAUAUUUCUACGAAAUAGGAAUGAAAAUGAACUUGAUUUAUUAUAUACAUUUAAUGAACUAUAGCUAUUUUUCACAAGCUGAAGCAAAUAAAUUAUACCAGUUAUCAUACAAACAAAAACUAGUCUCGC
Drosophila suzukii is the source of this 4971-nucleotide messenger RNA. NCBI's taxonomy places the organism in Eukaryota, Metazoa, Arthropoda, Insecta, Diptera, Drosophilidae. The record is from RefSeq and is a predicted model, not a curated record.